AUGUCGGCUGCCACCAAGGAAGGCCCCGUCGUCGGCACGGCCCUCAUGGGCGACGGGCGCGGCGGCAAGCAGGGCGUCGCGGUGAUCGCCGUCGCCGUCGCCGUCGUCAUCGGCGGCGGCCUGGCGGGGCUGGCGGCCCUGCCCAAGAGCAGCGGCGGGCCCGGCUCGGGCAGCACCAGGGGCGAGGCCGCCAACGCCAUCAGGGAGGACGCCGCCUUUUACGGCCAGUCGCCGCCCGUGUACCCGUCCCCUGAGAUCACGGGCCUUGGCGAGUGGGCCGAGGCGUACGGCAAGGCCAAGGAUAUGGUGGGCAAGAUGACGCUCGAGGAGAAGCUGAGCCUCACCGCAGGAGUCAAGGCGACGAGCAGCUGCCCGGGCAGCAUCCCGCCCAUACCGCGCCUCAACUUCACCGGCAUGUGCCUGGCCGACGCCGGCCAGGGCCUCCGCGGUGUCGACUUUGUCAGCUCGUGGCCGAGCGGCGUCCACGUCGGCGCCAGCUGGAACCGCGCGCUGGCGCUCAGGCGCGCCCUGGGCAUGGGCGGCGAGUUCAAGAAGAAGGGCGCCAACGUCCUGCUCGGCCCUGUCGUCGGGCCCAUGGGGAGGACCGUCAGGGGCGGUCGGAACUGGGAGGGGUUCUCGAUCGACCCUUACCUGUCGGGCAUACUCGUGGACGCCACGGUCCGUGGGAUUCAGCAAGCUGGUGUUAUUGCAGCCACAAAGCACUUUGUGGGCAACGAGCAAGAGACUCACAGAGUUCCGAGCGGCGAUGUUGCGGCAGUCUCCUCCAACAUUGACGACAGGACAAUGCAUGAGUUAUACUUGUGGCCCUUCCAGGAUGCCGUCCAUGCUGGCACUGGCAGCGUCAUGUGCUCCUAUCAGAGGAUAAACAACUCUUACGGCUGCUCAAACAGCAAGACGAUGAACGGCCUGCUCAAGACAGAGCUGGGCUUUCAGGGUCAUGUGGUUUCCGACUGGAAUGCUCAGCACGCGGGUGUCGCAACGGCACUUGCGGGCUUGGACCUCACCAUGCCUGACGACGGCAAGUUCUGGGGCCCCAAGCUUAUAGAGGCGGUGCAAAACGGGUCUGUGCCCGAGGCUCGGGCUACAGACAUGGCGAUCCGAAUUCUGGCCCCCUGGUUCAAGAUGGGCCAGGACCAAAACUUCCCGCCCCCCGGCAUCGGCAUGCCGGCCGAUGUAUCCAAGCCACACGCCGUCGUGGACGGACGCAACUCCUCUGACAAGCCGACACUCCUUGACGGCGCUAUCGAGGGCCACGUGCUGGUCAAGAACGCGCGCAACGCGCUCCCGCUGCGGAAGCCGCGCAUGAUCUCCAUCUUUGGCUACUCGGCCAAGGCGCCCGACACAAACAACUACGCAGCGGGCAACAUGCCCUCCUGGAUCUGGGGCGGUCAGUCCAUGCAGCACGAGGAUCUGGUCAAGGGCUUUGGCAAUUCGUGGGAGGCUAGCUACGUGCCUGCGCCCGUGGCCAUCAAUGGCACCAUCUUCUCGGGUGGCGGGUCGGGCGCGACCUCGCAGUCGCUGGUGAGCGCGCCCUUUGACGCCAUCACGCAGCAGUGCCUGGCCGACGACACGGCCAUGUUCUGGGACUUUGUGUCGGCCCGGCCCACCGUCAACCCGGCCUCGGACGCGUGCCUCGUCAUCGUCAACGCGGCCGCAUCCGAGGGCUACGACCGCCCGGCCCUGCGUGAUGACCUGACGGACGGCAUGAUCAAGCACGUGGCAGACCAGUGCAACAACACCAUCGUCGUCUUCCACAACGCCGGGCCCCGCCUGGUCGACCAGUUUGUCGACCACAACAACGUCACGGCCCUCAUCUUCGCCCACCUCCCCGGCCAGUCGUCGGGCGUGGCGCUCGCGUCCAUCCUGCUCCCCUACACGGUGGCGCGCAACGAGUCCGACUACGCGGGCGUGCAGGACCCGGCCCUGGCGCGCGGCCGCUUCGCCAACUUCCCGCAGGCCGACUUCAACGAGGGCCUUUUUGUCGACUACCGCCACUUCGACGCCGCCGGCGUCGCCCCGCGCUACGAGUUCGGCUUCGGCCUCUCCUACACCACCUUUGCCUACGCCAACCUCGGGAUCGACAGGGACCCCGCCGCGAGCUGGGAGCCGGCCCCGCCCGAGGCCGGGCGCCCGGCGGCGCCCGGCGGGCCCGCGGCGCUCUGGGACGUGCUGGCGCGCGUGUCGGUCGACGUCUCCAACACGGGCGCCGUGGCCGGCGCCGAGGUCGCCCAGCUGUACCUCUCGCUCCCCGGGUCAGGUGGCGCCGACGGCAGUGCAAGUAGAGGCGGCGGGUCGGAGAGGACGCCCGUGCGCCAGCUGCGCGGGUUCGAGAAGCCCGUCGUACAGCCGGGCCAAACGGCCACGGUCGAGUUUGCCCUCACGCGCCGCGACCUCAGCGUCUGGGACGUGGUGGCACAGAGGUGGCUGCUGCGCGGCGGCGCCUACACGGUGCACGUGGGCGGCAGCAGCCGAAAUCUGCCCAUCAACGGGACCUUUACCGUCCCUUGA
Molecule: messenger RNA, 2529 nt
Organism: Gaeumannomyces tritici R3-111a-1
Lineage: Eukaryota; Fungi; Ascomycota; Sordariomycetes; Magnaporthales; Magnaporthaceae
Exons: 10
Coding region: 1-2529 (842 amino acids)
Biological process (GO): glucan catabolic process
Molecular function (GO): beta-glucosidase activity
Source: RefSeq, a predicted model, not a curated record